AUGUGGGUAUAUGUCUCAAGAAACAUAUACAAAAUUUUAUAUAUUUUUUUAAUUAUUUUUAAUUAUCUUCUUUAUAAAGGAGAUGGACAGUUAAGUUCUAUUUAUCAUUAUACAAUACCAGAAGAAGUUAAAACACAUCAUUCAAAAUGGAUGGAAUCUGGAAAAUUUCAAGGUGAUAUUAUUGGUGUUAAUGAAGAUAUACUUCAUUCAUCAAAAGAUGCUAUGCAUAAUGCAUUAAAAAAUAAACAAUUAAUUUGGCCAAAUGGUAAAGUUCCUUAUGUUCUUGAUGAAGCAUUUACAUCAUCUGAAGUUAAUGAAUUAUUAAAAAGUUUUUAUACUUAUAAAAAAUUAACAUGUAUAAGAUUUGUUAAAAGAACUAAUGAAAAAGAUUAUUUAAAUAUAAUUAAAGGUUAUGGUUGUUAUUCACAAGUUGGUAGAACAGGAGGAAAACAAGAAAUAUCUCUUGGUAGAGGAUGUUUAUUUCAUGAAAUUAUUAUUCAUGAAUUAAUGCAUUCAUUAGGAUUUUGGCAUGAACAUUCUCGAUUUGAUAGAAAUGAUCAUAUUAAAAUUAUUUGGGAUAAUAUUUUACCAGGAAUGAAAUCACAAUUUGAUAUUAUUAGUCCUGCUCUUCAAGAUACUCAAGGUGAACCAUAUGAUUAUAAAUCUAUUAUGCAUUACGAUUCAACAGCUUUUAGUAAAAAUGGUAAAAAUACUAUUGAAACAACAGUUGAAGGAUUUACAGAUAUUAUUGGAAGUUCUGUUAUGUUUUCUAAACUUGACAUUAUUAAAAUUAAUAAACUUUAUAAAUGUCAUAUAGAAAAAUCUAAUGAAGAUACUAAAGAGUCAAAAGAAAAUGAUAUAAAAAAUAAAAAUAGUAAUGAAAAAGAUGUCCUUAAAAAUAAGAAGACAAUAUAUGAAAAUAGUAAUGAAAAAGAAGAAAUUGAAAUAUCAACAGUUUCACCAACUUGUCAAGAUCAUUUUAUAGAUUGUCCUGUCUUUAAAAGUUAUUGCAAACGUCCUUCAUUUUAUUAUGUUAUGAAAUCUUAUUGCCCAUUUACCUGCAAUCAUUGUCGUUGA
Strongyloides ratti is the source of this 1077-nucleotide messenger RNA. RefSeq names its product Astacin-like metalloendopeptidase. The coding region runs from base 1 to 1077 and encodes 358 amino acids. Lineage: Eukaryota; Metazoa; Nematoda; Chromadorea; Rhabditida; Strongyloididae. Gene Ontology annotation, molecular function: metalloendopeptidase activity; zinc ion binding. The transcript has 2 exons. The record is from RefSeq and is a predicted model, not a curated record. Gene Ontology annotation, biological process: proteolysis.